Bathycoccus prasinos is the source of this 519-nucleotide messenger RNA. RefSeq lists its product with no specific name. NCBI's taxonomy places the organism in Eukaryota, Viridiplantae, Chlorophyta, Mamiellophyceae, Mamiellales, Bathycoccaceae. The transcript has a single exon. The record is from RefSeq and is a predicted model, not a curated record. Bases 1 to 519 code for a protein of 172 amino acids.
AUGCACUCUUCGUGUGCGGGUAUUCAAGUAGUCGCCCGAAAAACGGCGACUACUGCUCCUCUCCGAUCACAAACGCGAGUACGACAAUUUUGCAACGCGUCGUCAUCGUCGAACGGGGACAACGAUGAGUGGCGAAAACUUCGUAAACGAGAACUCUCCGAAACGCACGAAAAGGCGAGGAAAAUGAUUCAGCGGGGAAGUCGAUUGAUGGACCGCUUAAAAAAUCUCGAAAUUGGCGCGAAACUGGCGAUGAAACGGAACGACGAGACGCAGUUACGACAGAUUGCGAGAGAUAGGGUGGUGGUGAAAGACGGUUUGAAAGAGUUGGUGAGGAAAAUUGAAGCGCAGAGAGAGUUUGCGGAAGCUUUGGAGAAGGUUUUGGACGAUGAGUGCGAUGGUAAAAGGACUGGGCGUGCUUCGUAUUUACCGUACGAAACCGAGGAGGAAAUCGAGGAGAAGUUUCGAAAGCUGGAGAGGCAACAGGAACGCUUAAAAGUAGAUUGGCUGGAAAACUUAUGA